Messenger RNA from Mucor velutinosus, 1503 nucleotides. Its product is annotated as Cation_ATPase_N domain-containing protein. NCBI's taxonomy places the organism in Eukaryota, Fungi, Mucoromycota, Mucoromycetes, Mucorales, Mucoraceae. The transcript is spliced from 4 exons. The record is from RefSeq and is a predicted model, not a curated record. Bases 1 to 1503 code for a protein of 500 amino acids.
AUGGCCUACGAAAGAAACACUGCAGAAGGUAUCCGGCUAUGGCUCACAGCUGAAGUUAGUUCUCCUGGUUGGAACAGCGCAUCUAUCGCCAAAGGUCUUACAGAAGACGUUGUCACUAUGAUCACACCCAAUUUCAGCCAAUUUGACAGUAGAGUAAAGCAAGGCGUCUUGUUAGCGACCAUAUGUAUGCGAAAAGGCGAUCUAAUGCUUCUUGGUGACAAUUUAAACAAGAUCAUUGAACUAUCAUUGCACGACUCGGACGACUUUGUACAAACAACAGCUCACAUUCUCAAGGACUACCCCAGCGCUCAAUCGUUUGAUCUCAACAUUGAUGCAUGGUCUCAAAGCUUUAGAACCUUGAUGCAAAGCAUUGGCUCUACUGUUGAAAAGAACGGUAUCAACUUUCAUCCACCAGAAGACAUGUUGUUACAACACAAUGCGAGAAUCACGCCCAAGCACGCUUCACCUACGUAUACCGACCGCAAAUCUACGCAUGCUCAGCAUUUCACAUUAACCACCAACGCCAGUGACAUUAUCUCGGCAGAGGCAAGACAUGCUCGCUUCAGUGAACUGGUUGAAUCCGAGGAACGCUCCGAAAUAGCUGAAGCUCAACAAGCUCAAGUAUUAUCACAAAAGAGAGCAGGUGCAGAGUUGAGUAGUAAAGCCAAACGUCUCGCAUCGCCUACUUCCACCACACCCAAUCCCUUCCCAUUCCCAGCACAGCAUUCAGCUCAAAAUCCAAUUGCUCUUCCUGGUGCUGGUAGAUCUCGUACAAUUCCUCCUCCUAGAAGCGCUUCCAUGGGGUCCGUUGGCGCGUCUUCUUCCUUGUUCACAAAACGUCCUGCAAGACCCACCGGUGCUGGUCCAGGUGCUGCUGGCAAUAGUCUCUUUAUCAAAUCAAACAGACCUGCUGCUUCGGGCCAGCGACCCAUGCCAAGAUCCAGCACAACCAAUUCAAUGUCAGGCAGUAACUUGCCAAGAGGUCUGCAAAAGGUUCAAAAGACGCAAAUGCUGGAUUUCAGUGCUGCGACCGCCAUUCAAGAAAACGCUGCUUCUGAACUAAAGAAGGUGGAAGAGGAUAAGAAAGCUAAAGCUGAAGCAAAGAAGCAAGAAGCACUGGAAAAGAAGAAGCGUGCUGCUGAAGAGAAGCGCGAAAAAGAGGAGCAGAAGAAGGCACAGAGGGCAGCAGCUCUGGCAGCAAAACAAGCAGCUCAAGCAGCCAAGGAAGCUGCUGCUAGAGAAGCGAAAGAAGCCAAAGAGGCAGCAGCGAGAGAGGCAAAAGAAGCCAAGACAGCAGCAGCACAGGCUGAAGACGGUCUUACAUCCCCUACCUCUGCACCCACAUCACCAAAGACGCCCACCUCAUCGCUGUCUCCACAAAUCAAGCAUGAACAUGUCUUUGCUAUCCCAGCCUUACCUGUUCAUCAUGCUCAACAACAGCAACAGCAGCAGCAGCAACAACAGCAACCACCACAACCCGAUGGAAAAUUUGCCACCUUUUAA